AUGGCCACGCCACUCCGCAUUGCUCGAAAGGGAGCGGCGUUGCCGGCCCAGCUACCGUCGACACGCGCAGCACGAUUCUCCACCUCCGUCUACCGCCCGCAACAGAUCAACCACGAUGUCAGGAUAACGAGGACAGGAAAACCCAUUUUGACGGUUUCAGGCGGACGGUCAAGUAUCGGAGGAUACACUGCGACUGUCUUCGGAGCCACGGGAUUCUUGGGAAGAUACAUUGUGAACAGACUGGCCCGCUCAGGAUGUACCGUCAUUGUUCCCUACCGAGAGGAAAUGGCGAAGCGUCAUCUCAAAGUCACGGGAGACCUGGGUCGUGUCAUCUUCAUCGAAAUGGACCUCCGUAACACGCAGUCGAUUGAAGAGAGUGUGCGACACUCUGACAUUGUCUACAAUCUCAUUGGUCGCGACUACCCCACCAAGAACUUCGACCUGGAGGAUGUCCAUGUCGAGGGUACCGAGCGCAUUGCUGAAGCCGUUGCAAAGUACGAUAUCGACCGAUUCGUCCAGGUUUCGUCGCAUAGCGCGGACGUCAAUUCACCAUCCGAGUUCUACCGCACCAAGGCCAGGGGUGAGCAGGUAGCGCGCUCCAUCUACCCGGAAACCACUAUUGUUCGCCCAGCGCCCAUGUUUGGUUUCGAGGAUCGCCUUCUCCAUCGUCUUGCCUACCCCUCGUAUGUCAUCACCGCGAACCACCUUCAAGAGCGCCUCCGACCGGUUCACGUGAUUGAUGUUGGCAUGGCGCUCGAGCAGAUGCUGCACGACGACACGACCGCAGCCGAAACCUUUGAACUCUACGGUCCUUCGGAGUACUCCAUGGCCGAACUCAACGAGCUCGUCGAGAAGGAAGCCAUGAAGGUUCGACGCCACAUCAACAUUCCCAAGAGAAUCCUCAAACCGAUUGCACACUACGCCAACAAGCUGCUCUGGUGGCCAAUCCACUCUGCCGACGAGGUGGAGCGGGAAUUCAUUGACCAGACCAUUGACAAGAAGGCAAAGACAUUCAAGGAUCUCGAUAUUGAGCCCGUGGAGCUGAGGAGUAUGACGUUUGAGUACCUGCGCGGAUACCGCAGCUCGUCCUAUUACGAUCUGCCGCCCAUGUCGGAGAAGGAGAAGCGGGAGGAGAGGAAGUAUCUUCAUGUUCUCGACGAUCAAUAG
Messenger RNA from Plenodomus lingam JN3, 1167 nucleotides. RefSeq names its product NADH-ubiquinone oxidoreductase 40 kDa subunit (gene NUO40). Lineage: Eukaryota; Fungi; Ascomycota; Dothideomycetes; Pleosporales; Leptosphaeriaceae. Gene Ontology annotation, cellular component: mitochondrion. Gene Ontology annotation, molecular function: protein-containing complex binding. The record is from RefSeq and is a predicted model, not a curated record.